AUGAAGCAGUUCAAGCGAGGAAUCGAGCGAGAUGGUAGUGGAUUUGUGGUGUUGAUGGCAGAAGAAGCCGAGGAUAUGUGGCACAUCUACAAUCUAAUUCGAGUCGGCGAUGUGAUAAAAGCAUCUACGAUUCGAAAAGUUGUCUCUGAAACCUCCACCGGCACCACAUCCUCCCAAAGAGUACACACGAUGCUUACAGUAUCCGUAGAAUCAAUCGAUUUCGAUCCAGGAGCACAAGAACUUCAUUUGAAGGGCAGAAACAUCGAGGAAAACGAUAUUGUGAAGCUUGGCGCCUACCAUACCAUAGAUCUCGAACCGAAUCGGAAGUUUACACUGCAGAAGACAGAAUGGGAUUCUAUUGAUUUAGAACGCCUAAACCUCUCCCUGGAUCCUGCACAAGCCGCUGACGUGGCAGCUGUUGUUCUUCAUGAGGGACUCGCCAAUGUAUGCCUAAUCACACCUGCGAUGACACUGACACGAGCCAAAAUCGAUAUGACGAUUCCCAGAAAGAGAAAAGGGUUCACAAGUCAGCAUGAAAAGGGUCUGGAGAAAUUCUAUGAAGCAGUCUGUGUGGCGUUUAUGCGGCAUGUCAAUUUGCAGGUCGUAAAAUGUGUGAUCAUCGCGAGUCGUGGCUUCGUCAAGGACGCAUUCAUGCAGCAUCUGAUAGCCUACGCCGAUGCGAACGGCAAGAAAUUCACGGCGGAUCAGAAGGCGAAAUUCAUGUUGACGCAUUCGAGUAGUGGAUUUAAGCAUGCGUUGAAGGAAGUGCUGGAGACACCACAGGUGGCCGCGAGGCUAGCAGAUACCAAGGCUCAAGGAGAGGUGAAGGCGUUGAAUCAGUUCCUGGAGCUAAUGUCUACAGAACCGGAUCGUGCGUUUUAUGGUUAUAACCACGUCUCCCGCGCCAAUCAGGAGCUUGCCAUCGAGACCCUUCUCGUCGCUGACUCCCUAUUCCGUGCCCAAGACAUUGAAACCCGAAGAAAAUACGUAAAAUUGGUGGAAAGUGUGCGAGAACAAAACGGAAAAGUGCACAUCUUCUCGUCAAUGCACGUUUCGGGAGAGCAAUUGGCGCAGUUGACAGGUUGCGCUGCGAUUUUGAGGUUCCCGAUGCCCGAUUUGGAUGAUGAGCCGAUGAGUGACGAUGAAUAA
Messenger RNA from Caenorhabditis briggsae, 1149 nucleotides. Gene Ontology annotation, biological process: nuclear-transcribed mRNA catabolic process, non-stop decay; nuclear-transcribed mRNA catabolic process, no-go decay; RNA surveillance. The transcript is spliced from 6 exons. The record is from RefSeq and is a predicted model, not a curated record. The coding region runs from base 1 to 1149 and encodes 382 amino acids. NCBI's taxonomy places the organism in Eukaryota, Metazoa, Nematoda, Chromadorea, Rhabditida, Rhabditidae. Gene Ontology annotation, cellular component: cytoplasm.